AUGGCAGCAGCGCCCGUCGCAGAGACCAUCAAUGGCUUCGUCAAUCCUCCGACUGACGCCGAAACCCUUACUCUCUACCGCCCAGAAACGCCAGAAGCGGCGGAGAUUAAUGAACACCUUCUCAAUCACCCUCUGGCGGUCAAACUACGAGCACAGCCGGGUAUGACUGAGAGCAGACCGCACCUAAAGAUCCCACCCGCCAUGCGACCACACAAUUUCACAGCGGGCAUAUUGAUGGGCGAGGAUAAGAUCAAUGUCCCGCCGUUGACAUUCAACGAGAAGAACGCCGAACUACCUUCACUGGUUCAGUUCGCGCAUCUCGGUCCUGCGCUUUGCGGACACCCCGGCAUCGUUCAUGGUGGCCUGCUUGCGACGCUGCUUGACGAAGGCUUGGCGCGGACAUGCUUCCCUGCGCUGCCGAACAAAGUUGGCGUGACUGCUAGCUUGAAGAUCGAUUACAAGGUGCCGUGUCCGGCGAAUAGCUACGUCGUCUUCAAGGCGAAGACGACGAAAGUCGAAGGACGGAAAGCAUGGGUGGAAGGCUGGAUCGAGCUGCUAGGUGACGAUGAUGGCGAGGGCACAAAGUUGGUGACAGCUGAGGCACUUUUUAUCGAGCCGAGAGGCGCGAAGAACAUGGCGCGUGUGUACAGUACGCAGUAG
Messenger RNA from Baudoinia panamericana UAMH 10762, 660 nucleotides. RefSeq lists its product as uncharacterized. The transcript has a single exon. Bases 1 to 660 code for a protein of 219 amino acids. The record is from RefSeq and is a predicted model, not a curated record. Lineage: Eukaryota; Fungi; Ascomycota; Dothideomycetes; Mycosphaerellales; Teratosphaeriaceae.